AGGAAUCAACGUUGAAUUUGGUGCAGUGUGAAGGAAAAUUUGGCUAUUAAGAAGCUGAAACUCGGGAAAAAAAAGUUGCGGUUUUCGACGAAUUUUCGCAAAGAAUGGCGAUGCAUUAAUAUUUGAAGAUGGAAUCCAUGGAUUCGCGAAUUUUCCAGAUGUUUCUCUGACGCUUUUCAUCCAAAAGGCUCAUCAAGUCGUCUUAUUGAAGAAAUAGAAAAAUAUCAUCAAUGAAGUCGCCGGGGUUGAGCGGUUUCUCGACGCCAUCGUCGUCGUCUUCCGGCGCCUCGGAGCUCCACCAACGCCUCCCUUUGCUGCCCAACAGCCACCACGGUCACCAGUACCUCGGCAGCAACUCGGCGGCGUCUUCGUCGGGCAACCAUCAUCCGCUGGCGUCCAACGGCGGCGGCGGCGGCGGUUGUGGCGGCGGUGGUCAUCAUUGCCGCACGGAUUCGGCGGAGUCGACGCAGAUCCUCAUCGAGCCUGACGACAGCGGGUGUGACGACACUGCGCUUUGUGGUGUCGACAUGGCGACCAAUGGGUUCAUGGAUGAUGAUGAUGACGAUGACGACGACGAAGAUGAUGAUGAUGAUGAUGAUGAGGACGAUGACGGGGUCGUUGUUGGGAAGGUCGGGCAGAAAGUUGAGAAAACCCCUGGACUGUUGAAAGAAUUCUCUUCCGCAAGAUUCGGUGCCACCAGAGUGGACUUGCCUACGCCGACGAGGGACGAAGUCAAAUUCCCCAAGGACAGAUUCAAAGCAUUCAUUGCCUGGUUGCUGUUUGUGUUCUGCGGAACAAUCAACAUGGUGUCCCUGUCUUUGGUUCACGAUCGCGUGCCAGACCGGGAGAAAGGCCCAUUGCCAGACAUCAUCCUGGACAAUAUCCAGGCCAAGGACUGGGCCCUGUACUUGUCAGAGUACCUGCUCAUGGUCCUCACGCACGGCUGCAUACUCAUCACGAUUUUCCACAAACACAGGUGGAUCUUGUUCAGAAGAUGCUUUUUCCUUCUGGCACUGCUGUACCUGUACAGGUCGGUCACCAUGUUUGUGACAGUGUUGCCAGUGGCGUCCAAGACGUACGAGUGCAAUGAGUUCAGGUUAAGAAACCAGGCUGGAGAUCAGGCAUUUUUGGGUGGCCUGAGAUUGGCCAAGAAAAACAGAAUCAAAGGCAACACUGGGGAAGAAGCCGUGGAGAAGAAAGUUCUUAAAUUUUCCCAAUUUUUCCUGGUGCUCUCUGAGUUUACGUUUGGGCAGUUUUUCAACCCCAUUUAUGCCUUAACUAAUGAGAAGGCGAAUGACGAGAAGAACCCGUUGGGACGGGUGUGGUGGUUCCGGAUCUUUUGCUACCUGGAGCGGAACGUCAGUGGCCCGGUGCCCCGACGAUUCGAGGCCCCCGGGCCAUUUGGCAAAUUUUUUCGAUGGGCGAGACACCGGAAUCAUCGACCAUGA
This is a messenger RNA of Notodromas monacha, 1448 nucleotides long. The record is from the annotation of a GenBank genome assembly. Lineage: Eukaryota; Metazoa; Arthropoda; Ostracoda; Podocopida; Cyprididae.